AUGAUUACGAGUUUAACUGCAGAUGCUUUUCCAUUAAUGGACAAUCUAGUAGUGUUAUUAAUGAAACGGAACCAAAUUGCUUUCGUUUCGGAAGAUGCUUUCGUUAACGUAACGUCUCUAAAAGUUCUAGAACUGGACGAUAACUUCCUGACACAAAUACCGGCUGCAAUCGCGAAACUGUCCGAUCUCCAAGAAUUUUCGAUAUCGGGUAACCGCAUCAAGUACAUCGAGGGAGGAUUGCUCCAGAAGACACCAGCUCUGGCCCUUCUGGAGCUUAAAGGCAAUCCAUUGAUUGGAGUGGACGCUGUAGCUUUUUCUUUCCUUCCUCGGCUCCGAAAGCUUAUCCUUUCGGAUGCCAGAGAGCUAUCCACAUUUCCAAACUUAAACGGAACCAUCGCCCUGGAAAUAUUAAGACUGGACAGAGCCGGUAUAUCUUCAGUUCCAGCUUCAUUGUGUACGGAUUGUCCCCGAUUGAAAAGUCUCGAUUUAAAAUCUAACAAACUAACCGUCAUCCCUGAUCUGAGUAAUUGUAGGGAAAUGAGAGUACUAGACCUUGCUAGUAAUUUCAUAAAAUCCAUCGAUGGCAAGCCGUUUCGUAGCAUGUAUAUGAUGCACGAUCUCCUUCUAGCCCACAACCAAAUAGAGCAGAUACCUCACGAUGCUUUCUAUAAUUUAUCAAAAUUGCAAGUUUUGAAUCUUGAAGAUAACCAUAUUUCUUUUAUACAUCCCGAUGCGUUUAUGCCGAUUUCAAGGAUAGAAGAUUUAAAUUUGGGAAACAACGUUUUCCCUUACUUACCAACCGCUGGUCUGGAGCGUUUGCUGCACCUGAAAACCUUUAACAAUCCGAAUUUGAGGGAUUUUCCGCCGCCCAACGAUUUUCCUCGAAUUCAAACGCUUGUAUUGGCGUACGCCUAUCACUGCUGCGCUUUCCUGCCUCUCAUACCGUCCAACCCACCGCCUGCCAAAGCCCGAGACAUCAUCGUGUUUCCAGACAUCGAAGAUAUCGAUUUGAAUUUUUGGAACAGUUCAGUCGAUCUUUGGCCGUCCCAACAAAAUAUUAGCCAGAAAUUCGGAAAGAAGUUCGGCGAAAUUUGGGAGAACAUCCGAUCGGACUUUACCUAUCCGGGAAAUUUUCCUUCGUACAUGGAGGAGUACGCGGCUGAAGAUGAUCCUACUCUGCGCAUACCUGGUGAUUUAACCAACGGAAAUUCGGGUAAAAUACAAUGCUUGCCUCUGCCCGGGCCUUUUUUGCCUUGUCAAGAUUUGUUCGACUGGUGGACGCUGCGUUGCGGCGUGUGGAUAGUGUUCUUAUGCGCCAUGCUUGGCAAUGGGACUGUCGUUUUCGUGUUAAUUUUUUCGAGAAGCAAAAUGGAUGUACCCAGAUUUUUGGUGUGCAACUUAGCCGCCGCUGAUUUCUUCAUGGGCAUAUACUUGGGGUUUUUAGCUGUAGUAGAUGCAUCGACGUUGGGGGAAUUCCGCAUGUACGCAAUCCCUUGGCAAAUGUCAGCUGGAUGCCAACUCUCCGGUUUCCUGGGCGUUUUGAGCUCGGAAUUAUCGGUGUGGACUCUCGCCGUAAUCACUUUAGAAAGAAACUACGCCAUAACUCACGCGAUGCAUCUUAAUAAAAGGCUUUCCUUGAAGCACGCCGGCUACAUCAUGAUUUGUGGAUGGAGUUUCGCCAUAGUCAUGGCGAUCAUGCCGAUAUUUAACAUUUCCGACUACAGGAAGUUCGCCAUCUGUCUUCCCUUUGAAAUAAGCGAUACGGCCAGUUUGACCUACGUGGUAUUUUUGAUGUUUAUUAACGGAGUAGCGUUUUUGAUACUAAUGGGUUGUUAUUUAAAAAUGUAUUGUGCCAUUAGAGGCUCGCAGGCCUGGAACUCGAACGACUCCCGAAUAGCUAAACGGAUGGCUUUACUCGUAUUCACCGACUUCUUGUGUUGGUCCCCUAUAGCGUUUUUCUCGCUUACAGCAGCGUUCGGACUGCAACUUAUUUCCUUAGAACAAGCCAAAGUGUUUACAGUGUUCGUUUUACCUUUAAACUCUUGUUGUAAUCCUUUUCUCUACGCAAUACUCACUAAACAAUUCAAGAAAGACUGCGUUAUGAUCUGCAAGGCCAUAGAAGAAAGUCGAGUGACCAGAGGUAUCGGAAGAUGCAGGCAUAGUUCAAAUUUCAGCAACAGACAAACACCAGCCAAUACAAACAGUUUAGCAGACAGAUCGUCGAGGGAGAAGCAGGAACAUCACGUUCCCCAAUGCACGUGCAACGUGAAAUUACUCGGUGAUAAUCAAAUUCAGCAGAAGAACAAAAAAGACAGGAAAACAACAACGCGAGAGUGGCUACUAAACAAAGCCCGGUGGCUACUUUGUGUCAGAAGGCCCGCCAGGCACAGGCCUCGAAAUGAUCAAUACACCUACCAAAUUGCAGAAAUCCAGCAGAAGCAACACAAAAGAGCCUCCUCGGUUUCGUCCAGCGAAAACUUCAGCUCCUCGAGGUCGGAUUCUUGGCGCCACAAUCACCAUUGUGGCAUUCCUCUCCGUCUUUUAGAUCCGAAGAGAAGAGCCUCGUCGUGGUUAAUCACCCGCAAAACUUCACAAGAUUCUACCUUGUCCAGUUCGAGGAACGAUUCUUCUGGAUCGGCGACGACGGCAAGUACGAGCACUUGGAGGAUAUCGAGAUCCAGUAAUUCCAGCGAACCUACUCGAGGGAGAGUCAAGCCCAGAUUGACCCGACAAUGUGCCAUACAAGACGAAUCUGAACCGCCAAGUUCUCCAGGAAGACUGACUGUAAGAUUUCUCACCACCAUUCCUUCGGCAGCUGAGAACAGCAUGCAAUUAGAAGACGAUCAACCUUCUAUUAUAAUUAGUCCUAGUCCUACGAUCUUAGUUAGUCCUGCCAAAGAGCGAGAGGGUCCUUUGUACGCCAUCUUGCAUUCGACGACUGUAACGCCGGCUCGAAGGCAAUCCAUAGUCACGCUUCAUCCACCGGAGAGCAUCAAGCAAUCGCAAGAAGAGGAGAUUACGAAGGAAUCGAGUAAUCAAGUCGAUACUAGUCAAGCCAAUAACAAUAGCAGAAGCAAUGGCUCUUCUAGAUAA
Messenger RNA from Phyllotreta striolata, 3093 nucleotides. The record is from the annotation of a GenBank genome assembly. NCBI's taxonomy places the organism in Eukaryota, Metazoa, Arthropoda, Insecta, Coleoptera, Chrysomelidae.